CGCGGAGCCUCCGGCUCCGCCCGAGCCGGGCGCUACCGACGCCGAGACCGGGGGGGAUGCCGCCCUGGUCGAUGUCACCACAGCUCUGGAGACAGAGUCCGCCAACGGAAAGGACCCCCUGGAAGCUGCCGGGGACAAUUCUGAGGUCUUGGAUGCUCAGGCAGGCUCCGUGGAUGAAGAGAACGGGCGGCAGCUUGGAGAGAUAGAGCUGCAGUGUGGAAUUUGCACAAAGUGGUUCACAGCAGACACAUUUGGCAUUGAUACCACAUCAUGUCUGCCUUUCAUGACCAACUACAGUUUCCAUUGCAACGUUUGUCAUCACAGUGGGAACACGUAUUUCUUAAGAAAACAAGCAAAUCUCAAGGAAAUGUGCCUUAGUGCUCUGGCCAACUUAACGUGGCAGUCAAGGACACAAGAUGAGCACCCAAAAACUAUGUUCUCAAAAGAUAAGGAUAUUAUCCCAUUUAUUGAUAAAUACUGGGAGUGUAUGACAACACGACAGAGACCUGGGAAAAUGACUUGGCCUAAUAAUAUUGUCAAAACUAUGUGUAAAGAAAGAGAUGUAUUCUUGGUGAAAGAGCAUCCGGACCCAGGGAGUAAAGACCCAGAAGAAGAUUACCCCAAGUUUGGACUUCUAGACCAAGAUCUUGCCAAUAUUGGUCCUGCAUAUGAUAACCAGAAGCAGAACAGCGCUGUAUCCACAAGCGGAAGCUUAAAUGGUGGAGCCUCUUUGGGAGGGGGAAUUGCUGCAGGAGGCAGUGGGAAGGGACGGGGAGCGAAGCGCAAGCAGCAAGACGGAGGGACCACGGGAACAGCCAAGAAAACCAGAAGUGACCCAUUGUUUUCUGCUCAGCGCUUACCACCCCACGGUUACCCUUUGGAACACCCCUUUAAUAAAGAUGGAUAUCGUUACAUCUUGGCUGAGCCUGACCCCCACGCACCUGACCCAGAAAAAUUGGAGCUAGACUGUUGGGCAGGAAAGCCUAUUCCUGGGGACCUCUACAGAGCCUGCCUGUAUGAACGAGUCCUCCUAGCACUGCACGACCGAGCUCCUCAGUUAAAGAUUUCUGAUGACAGACUGACUGUUAUCGGAGAGAAGGGCUAUUCAAUGGUACGAGCCUCACAUGGAGUGCGGAAAGGAGCGUGGUACUUUGAAAUAUCCAUGGAUGAGAUGCCUCCAGACACAGCUGCCAGAUUAGGCUGGUCACAGCCCCUAGGGAACCUCCAGGCGCCUCUGGGAUACGACAAGUUCAGUUACUCGUGGCGCAGCAAAAAGGGAACAAAGUUUCACCAGUCGAUAGGGAAACACUAUUCGUCUGGCUAUGGACAGGGUGAUAUACUGGGAUUCUACAUCAGUCUUCCCGAAGAUACUGAGACUGCCAAAUCGCUGCCUGACACUUACAAAGAUAAGGCUUUGAUCAAAUUCAAAAGCUACUUGUACUUUGAAGAGAAGGACUUUGUGGACAAAGCAGAGAAGAGCCUAAAGCAAGCACCCGGAAGCCAGAUCAUAUUCUUCAAGAAUGGUGCCAGCCAAGGAAUUGCCUUUAAAGAUAUCUUUGAAGGAGUUUAUUUUCCUGCUAUUUCUUUGUACAAAGGCUGCACGGUUUCUAUAAACUUUGGGCCGUAUUUCAAAUAUCCACCUAGAGAUAUCACUUACCGUCCGAUGAGUGACAUGGGCUGGGGUGCUGUUGUAGAGCACACGCUGGCAGAUGUUCUAUAUCACGUAGAGACAGAAGUUGAUGGAAGACGAAGUCCACCCUGGGAGCCAUAACAAAGCAGGUGAC
Gavia stellata (red-throated loon) is the source of this 1784-nucleotide messenger RNA. RefSeq names its product ASH2 like, histone lysine methyltransferase complex subunit (gene ASH2L). Gene Ontology annotation, molecular function: transcription cis-regulatory region binding; protein binding. The record is from RefSeq and is a predicted model, not a curated record. Gene Ontology annotation, cellular component: Set1C/COMPASS complex. Bases 284 to 1771 code for a protein of 495 amino acids. Lineage: Eukaryota; Metazoa; Chordata; Aves; Gaviiformes; Gaviidae. The transcript is spliced from 17 exons.